Molecule: messenger RNA, 507 nt
Organism: Drosophila teissieri
Lineage: Eukaryota; Metazoa; Arthropoda; Insecta; Diptera; Drosophilidae
Source: RefSeq, a predicted model, not a curated record
AUGCAAAUUAACGCUCGAGAUGGGAUUCAAAUGAAUAAGGCUCCUGGCCAGAAUAGAAUAUUGAUGUUAUCCCCAACCACACCAGUUAGCUGCCGACGUUGUGUGGUUAUCAAUAUGGCCAAUAUUCCAAUCCGCAGCAUCCACACAUCCGCACACCAGCUGAGAUACAAAGAGCCACACUCGCAUAUUGUAUCUGCAUUUAUGAAAAUGCAAAGUACGGGUACGGGGUCGUGGUCGGGUUCGGGGUCGGGGUCGGGGAAAACGCCAGCUGAAACUAUCAAAAUGCAUGCCAAGAGGCAAACAACAAAACCAGGCAACACGAGCUGCCGCAACAUGGCAAACAUGAAACCGAAACCGAAAACUGUAACUAAAACUGCGGCCAAAAUCACCUCCCACGCCACCCACUCGAAUGCUUACUGCAGGCAGCCAAAACAUGCAGCAAAAAAGCGAGAACGGGCGAAAUUUGCAUGCAUAUUUACAAACUUUCGUUCGGAAAAGUCAGUAUAA